AUGCAGCCAGUCUGGGCGAGCAUCUCCAACGCAUUCCGCCGGAAACCCCCUCACUACGUGUCAAUGGGAUUAUUCUUCAUUUAUUCCAUCAUUUUUGGCACGGCGCAGAAUAUGAACACCAUCAUCACUGGCCGGGUCCUACAAGGUCUCGGUCUCGGUGGUGGAGGAGUUGACUUCUUGGCAGAGGUCAUCCUCGCGGAUAUGAAAACCCUAGAGGAACGUUCACAAUAUCUAGGCUUAAUGGCUAUACCUUCUGCUAUCGGUAAUAUCAUGGGUCCUACCGUCGGAGCUCUAUUGUUCACGUAUGCCUCCUGGAGGUGA
This is a messenger RNA of Penicillium cataractarum, 321 nucleotides long. RefSeq lists its product as uncharacterized. The coding region runs from base 1 to 321 and encodes 106 amino acids. Gene Ontology annotation, biological process: transmembrane transport. Gene Ontology annotation, molecular function: transmembrane transporter activity. NCBI's taxonomy places the organism in Eukaryota, Fungi, Ascomycota, Eurotiomycetes, Eurotiales, Aspergillaceae. The transcript has a single exon. The record is from RefSeq and is a predicted model, not a curated record.